Messenger RNA from Drosophila innubila, 1043 nucleotides. RefSeq names its product mitochondrial import inner membrane translocase subunit Tim21. Gene Ontology annotation, cellular component: TIM23 mitochondrial import inner membrane translocase complex. Gene Ontology annotation, biological process: protein import into mitochondrial matrix. NCBI's taxonomy places the organism in Eukaryota, Metazoa, Arthropoda, Insecta, Diptera, Drosophilidae. The coding region runs from base 68 to 781 and encodes 237 amino acids. The transcript has 3 exons. The record is from RefSeq and is a predicted model, not a curated record.
UAUUAAGUUUCCAUUUUAUUUAUUUGUCUCUUACGUGCAUUAAUUUGCUAUUUUUAUUGAUUGUAACAUGUCCCAAUCAAUAUUACUGCGCAGUUUUUUGCUGCACAGGCGGACGGUGUUGUUGCCCACUGUGGUGCGCCUAAAAUGCGCGGCAGCGCUGCAUUCGAGCGCUCGUUUAGCACAGCAGGCUUCUGGGGCCAAGAAUGGCGGUGGUGGUGCCUUACAGGAGUCACGUGGCGGCAGUAAUGUUUCCACAGAUGUGCGGCCGAUUGGUGAGAAGAUCAAGGAGAACACAAAGACGGCCAGUUAUACGGCCAUCAUAUUGGCUGGACUGGGAGUAACCGGAAUCAUGUUUUAUGCCAUCUUCCGUGAGCUGUUCUCCAAGGAUAGCUCGAACAACAUAUAUUCCACUGCCCUGCAGCGUGUGGUGGAUGAUCCGCGUGUACAGGACUCACUGGGAGCACCAAUCAAAGGAUUUGGGGAAACGUCACGUCGUGGACGUCGCCAGCAUGUGGCACACAGCAGCUUUGAUCGCAAUGGCGUGCCGCACAUGCGCAUGCAGUUCUAUGUCCAAGGACUGCGCAACAAGGCCACCGUUCAGCUAGAGUCCCGACAGAACUCAUCCGGAAAGCAAGAGUUUCGUUAUCUGUUUGUGCAAUUGGAUCAUUACCCACGCACUACUAUUGUAUUGGAGGAUAACCGAGCGUAUGAUCCAACGCCAGAACCUUCUUCAUCAGGAUUUGGUAAUCUGGCGCUUAUGUCGAAUAGUCGCGAUAAAUAAGGAAAUCCCGCCCUCCAAUCAACGCUUACAUUUUUAAAAUUCUUUGUAUAAUUGUUAUUUAAUUUAAUCAUUGACUGAAAAUAUGACAAAUGUCUUACUCGCCAAUGGAGAAGUUGUCCAUCUCCAGAAUGGCGCCAGAUUGGUGUCAGUAGAGCUUCUUCCAGGGAAUUAUCUCCCAGGAGCGUAUGAUAUGUCGGCCGAAUAGAAAAUCCUUCAGCUUGUUCAUUAUAUAAAACGAAAUGCCAAAGAAGGAGGCAAAGUA